UGUGCUUUUCUUGUAUUCUAGUGUGUUCAAUUGUUUCAAGAAGACCCGGUUGGCAGCUGAGUUUACUGUCAUCCAGACGGGAGUACGUACUACAUACAGCGGCGGAGAGGCAGAAUGUCUGACUCAGGUUCAGAUGAGGAUGCAGGAGAAAAUUUUGGUCAGGAGGUGCCGCCGCUGGUCCAUCUGCUGAAAGAUAUAUUGGAACGCUAUCCCGAAGGAGGACAGAUUUUGAAGGAGUUGAUACAGAAUGCAGACGAUGCUGGAGCCACUGAAGUGAAAUUUUUGCUUGAUGCAAGGGAGAACGUCUACGGUACAGAACGUCUGGUGAAGAAAUCACUGAGGAAAUAUCAAGGUCCUGCUCUAUACGCUCAGAACAACGCUGUGUUUCAACGCGAGGACUGGGAUGGCAUCCAGAAACCAUACCGCAGUGUGAAGAAAGAUGAUCCCAUGAAAGUUGGCAAGUUUGGAAUUGGAUUCAAUUCAAUCUAUCAUCUAACAGACCUUCCUAGUGUUGUUAGUGGUAACACUGUUGGAUUCUUUGAUCCUCAUCAGAAGCAUUUUCAAGGUAAAACUGGGAGAAAAUUUUCAUUCAGUGAUGCCAGAAAUCCCAAAUAUGCUGAACAGUUUGGUCCAUAUAAAGUUCUUGGUUGUGAUUUGUCACAAUCUGAGUACAAUGGUACCUUAUUCAGAUUCCCUUUACGUCAAGAACCGUCACCAGCCCUGUCAUCCAAUGUCGUUUCUUCACAAAGGAUUCAUGAUCUGUUUGAGUCAUUUCAAGCUGAUGCGCAUCUUGUCUUGCUGUUUCUCAAGACAGUGGAAAUGAUAUCCAUCUAUGAGUGGCUGCCUGGCAAACCGGCUGCUUUCGAAGUUUUUAGAGUGUGUUUGUCAGAACCAGCAAGAGCAGUCGUUCAUAGGGAAAGGGAAAGUAUUUUGAGCAGUAUAUCAGCAGCAACUAGAGCUGAUGGAAGAGUGAAAUCAGGAUUUGUUUUGUCCAGAUGUUAUCAGGCAAGUAUUACGUGCACAUUGCGACAAGUUACUAUCACUCAACAGUGGUUAGUUGAAAAUUACAUCAGCACAACAAAUCCUGAAGUGCAUUCGAUGGCAGCCAAAUUGGCACAAAUUCCCUGGGUGGGACUUGCUGUUCCAAUUGGUGGCAAAACCAAACAUGGAGAAAACUUGGGAAGAAUCUUCUGUUUUCUUCCAUUGCCUCCCAGUGAUGAUGCAGAUAGUAAUAGUGGUCUGCCUGUGCAUGUUCAUGGUUCAUUCAGUGUGGCUGAUAAUCGCAGAAGCCUCAAAUGGCCAGCAGAAGACAGAACAAAAGAUGAGAAGGCAGAAUGGAAUCGUCUGCUAGUUGAGCAGUUGAUAGCACUGGCUUACACCUCUCUGAUUCAACAUGCCAUUGAACUCGAUCGCAAAGUUGUUUCUGUGACAGAUAUUUAUGCCAUGUGGCCUGACAUCGAGCAUGUCCAGUAUCAUUGGUCACUGUAUGUUGUGCCAUCUCUUCUAAGCUCUCUUUCAAAGCUGAAAGUAUUGCAUGGUGAGAGUACAUCAGGGAUCUCUUGGGAACGUGUUGGAGAUGUGUUAGUCUGCAACAAUGCCGGAAACACACUGAGUCUAGCUGAAUCAGUUGCAAUUGAAGAAAUGAAGAGAAUCGGUCACAAAGUUACGUUUCCUGCUACCAAUAUUGCAUCUUGCUUAGCUAGAAUAGAGAGUUACCAUGGAGUGAGUUGCAAGCGAAUAUGUCCUGAGGUGGUCAGAGUUGAACUGAAAAAAAGCAAUCGUUAUCAGAAUAUGCAACCAUGCAAUAAAAUCCAAUUGUUGAAGUAUGUAUUGAGUGAUCGUAGGUUUGACAGUUUGGUUGGCUUACAUCUACUACCAUUAGCUGAUAGAACAUUUACAUCAUUCUCAUAUCGAGGGUAUUCAGCAGUAUAUCUUGAAUCGUCAUCAUGUCCGAGGUCAUUGUUUCCUGGUCAAGAUGGAAAGUUCUUGGAUCAGGAUAUCGAUAGGGGUGUUUGUACCACCUUGAAAGAGGUUGCUACCACAAGUCAUACACAACUGAAGAACAUCCAACUUAGUGACGUUCCACCUCUCAUAUCAGAAGUGUUGUCAUCCGUGUGGAGGCAUGGGUGUGGAGCUGUGAUUCCAAGACCUCAUACAGUAAAUGGAAGAUUAACUGAUGGCUGGCUAGAAGAACUGUGGGGUUGGAUCAAUCGAAACACAUUCAACAUUCCACUAAGUAAGUUUGAGCACAUGUACGGGUAUAUUAUUCCAGUUACUUCAACAAGUGGGGUGAAGAAUCUCAUGAAGCUUGCACCUCUUCCUGCGCUUUUUGCUGAAGUACCUGGUGUCGACGUACGGAUUAGCAAGGAUUUGGCAAAAGGAUUGGAAAGUUUGGGUUGUACAGUUUUGUACCAACCGUCUAGCUAUCUUGUGUCUUGCAGUCAUGUAUAUAACUACAUCUGCAAGCCAGUGCAAAUACUUACAUGCAUCUCUCGAGCAGGCGUUUCUUCUUCCAAGUACCAAUCGUUGGCUCUUGCGCAGAAGCGUGAACUGAUGAGUGUUGUUUCUUCUGCUCUUCAAGUUUGCCAUCCUUCACGUCCUGAAAUUGAUGUUCUAAAAUCUCUUCCUGUGUUUCGUGUAUGGGGUGGACAGAAUCUUGUAUCUUUGUCUCAUUGCAGUCAAGUGGCUCCGGUUAACCUUGAGGAGACUCUUCCCAUUGUUGCAAAUCUGGUUGCCAGCCCUAAUUUGGCGUCAAGGCUGAUACUACAGUACUUUUCCAAGAACAUCAACUACUUUGAGCUUACUCUCGAAGAAGUUAUGAUCAAGUUUGUCUUUAAUCAGUUUCAGAGGUAUUCAAUGGAUGCCAAAGAGAAUCUAAUCAAGUUUUGUUUGGACAACAUUUACUCUAUGAGCAGUAACGCUCGUCAGACUAUGGCAUCGCUUGCUUUUGUUCGAACUGGUGAUGGUCAACUGAAAGCUCCUAAUGCAGUUUUCAACCCAAGUGAGCGCCAUGUUUUAGAAUUAUAUGGAGAUCAGUGUGUCUUUGCUGUUGGCUCUUUUGCCAUGAACAGCAAAUAUGGUGAAUUACUGCAUCAAUAUGUUGGUCUUCGAAAACUGAGUGAUAUUAGUGCAAACGAACUGUAUGUUUUGGCUGAACGUAUUGCUGCAAAGAAAAGUAAGUCGAUGGGAAAAACACUACUGGAAGUACUGCAUACACAGACUUGGGCUCAACGACUCUUAUCGACACAAACAUACAGACAUGGUUGGGUGAUGUGUUCGCAGGCGUUGGCUACUGUAGAGUGGAUGCCAGUCAUUGAACACAGUUCUUCUAUUAUGCAUUUUGGUAUGCCAUGGGCUAGUUCUAGUCCAACUUGCUUGCCUGGUGUUGUUGUUGUGCCAUCUGAUGACCUCAGCUCAGAAAGGCUUCAGUUAACAGUUGGAUCUCAGUUGGCUAUCCUUGAUUAUGCAUCGGUUAUAUCUCCAAGUAUAGUCAAGUUUCUUUCAUGCGCUUCCUUGAGUACCAUGUAUGAGGCAGUAAUGAAACAACUUAUUGUAGCUCACAAGCUGUGGAAAGCAAAAUCAAUUAAAGAAAGUGGGCGAGAAGAGUUUGAUAGAAUGCUUCAAGAAAUCUUCAGUACACUGGGAUGUGCUUUCAGUAGCUCGUUUGCAACAGUUAUUUUAGACGGUCUCAAGUCUGCACCCGCCGACUGGGUGUGGUUGAAUGGAUCACAAGGUUUUAUACGUCCUGAACAAUUGGCUGUUUCCAGCGCCUUUCCCGGAUCACUUGAGCCAUGGCUUUAUGAGAUUGGGCAUUAUCCUCAUUUGAAUGAUUGUAGUCCACUUCUCAAGACAAGUGGAAUGAAAUCAAAGUUUGAAAAAGAAGACAUUUUGUGUGUUUUACCUUCAAUGAAAGCGUUUUAUGAUAGUUCUACUAUCCAAGUGGAGCCCAAGAAGAUGGGACGUGACUUAGAACUGACUAUAGCAAUUCUUAACUGGUUGACUAGAGAUGGAUCAAUCCUUUCUCGGACUCUUCAACAAAACCUGCUUGUUCCCGUGGACAGGGAAAACAAUGUUCUAGAAUUGUGUCCUUGCUCAGAAUUGAUGUAUUGUGACGCAGAGUGGCUUCGUCGUAGUGAUGACUUAGAAGUUGCAGAUUAUCGCCUCAUUCACAAGCAGGUAUCUUCUGAUACUGCUUACAAAUUAGGUGUGCCAUCUCUUAGCAAUCGUCUGGCCCCAUCCGAGGAGCUACCUUUCGAACAGUUGGGACCCCACGAGUCACUGACUCUAAGACUGAAGAAUAUUUUGAAAGAAUACAAAGACGACGCUGGAAUAUUCAAAGAAUUGCUUCAAAAUGCAGAUGACGCUGAAGCAACGAGCGUCAAGUUUCUUGUAGAUUGGAGACAACAUGAUAAAUUCAAAAGUUCAUUGCUUGCUCCAGGAAUGAGCAAAUGCCAGGGACCUGCUUUAUGGGCUUUCAAUGACUCUGUGUUCUCAGACGAGGAUUUCGUCAAUAUCUCAAAGCUGGCUGCUGCUACGAAACAAUCAAAACUAGAAAAGAUUGGACGAUUUGGAUUGGGUUUCACAUCUGUCUAUCAUAUAACUGAUGUGCCUAGUUUUGUCAGUCGUCGAUAUGUGGUUAUAUUUGAUCCUCACGAGAGUCAUCUCGGAAAUCACAUCAGAAACCCGUCUCAGCCUGGUAUCAAAAUUGACUUUGUGCAAAGUCCCAUUGGCCAGCGAUUUCCUGAUCAAUUUCAACCUUAUGCUGAUGUCUUUGGGUGCAACUUGGUAGAACGCGCUGAGUUUAAUGGAACUCUAUUUCGCUUUCCUUUUCGCACUAAUGAACAAGCUGCUGUGAAUGAAAUAAAGAAGGAAGCCUAUGAUGAAGAUCGAGUUAAAACGUCGUUGCGAGCAUUGCAAGAAGUGUGCGGAAAGCUGCUAAUCUUCCUUCAACAUGUCAAGUCAAUCGAAGUGUUUGAAUUGAAGUCAGAUGCAGUCAGUCCCUCAGACAUGAGACAGAUUUUUUCCGUCCAAGCAGGAAUAGAUCUAGAGGUAUCUGGAAGUCCUUUGUCUCAUCACGGACUUUUGACGUCUUUAUGUAGUCAAGUGGAACAAGGCAAUUUCCAAAGAACUGCCGGCUGUGACUCGACGUGCGUGAUCAAAUGGCGUGACUUUGGUAGAGAUGAGGUGCAUACUGCAAAGUGGUUGGUGUGCUCUGAGGGCAGCAAAGGCACUGCUUUUCAAUUUUCAAUUAAACACGGUGGUCAUGAAAGUGGAUUUGUUCCAUUUGCCAGCGUUGCAGUUGAAUUGCGUGAUGAGUGUGUACCUUGCGUUAUUGAUGGAGAAACAUUUUGUUUCCUUCCUCUGUCAGAGAGAACGGGUUUACCUUUGCACGUGAAUGGUUAUUUUGCUGUACUAUCUAACCGUCGUGGUAUCUGGUGGCAUGGAACUGAUGGAAAAAUAGAUUUUGAAGCAGAAUGGAAUGAGCAGUUGAUUACCGACUGUCUGGUUCAGUCGUACCUCUCUAUGCUGAAGCGUUUGUCUAAGCUACUAGAGUGCAGAGAAAAGACUGAUGGCAAUUUAUUGCAUUAUUAUUCUCUGUGGCCCAAUCAAAGAAACUGUCGUCAUGCUGUCUGGUACACAUUAGUUGCUCAGUUUUAUAAGGAAGUUGUGCAGGGAAGUGACACCAUCUUUUGUAGCAUAAGCAAUGAUGGUUAUAAUUGGAUACCACUGUCUGACUGUGUGAUUCUAUCUCAUUCUGUGUUGGAAGUUCUGCCACAAGCACAACAGAUUAUGAAGCAAUUCUGUCCAUAUUUUGUUGAAUUGCCCAAUCAUGUAUUGGAUGGUCUGAGCAAAGCUGACGACACUACAGUGAAAGGUCUAACGGUUAACGAAGAGAAGUUUGUGUCACAAUGGUUUGCUCCUCACGUACAAGAAGUGAAAUCUGAGCUUCGAGACGCCUUAUUGAAGUCUCUGUUGACUCGUGUUCUCACUACGGUAAAUCUUAUUUCGUGUUUGAGAAGCUUCAGUAUAUUUCCUUGUUGUCCGGAUGGCCAAGUGCUACGUGCUGCAUCAGAUAUGAUUGAUUUCAAGUGUGAAGAAUCCGAACUGUUUGAAGUAGACGAAGGCAGGUUUCCGGUCGAGUUUCUGUGUGAACGAGAGGAGCUAGUUCUUGCUCUACGAAAAUUGGGAAUGAGAUCUACAGGAUGUUUUACUUGGGAUGACGUUACAGAAAGGAGUGCAACGGUGGAAGCAUUGGCGAAAGGAAGUUAUGAAGGAGCGAAGCGGAGGAUCGGAGCUCUAAUUAAACUCAUGAAUAGAUUGUGUGAGAAGGAUACUUGUUCAGCUACGUCCAGGGAAUUGCUUAGAAAUACGCCAUUUCUGUUGGUAGAGAGGCGUCCAAAUAAUUACCCAGUGGUAUGGUACGGGGAUCAGCAUCCAGAUGAGAAGGUUGUCUCUCCUGCCAAAGGUUACUCUUCACAAUACAGAAACAUGAUCGGAUCUUUGGCACUUAUUGUUGAUUAUUUCUAUCACGUUCGCUGGUCUCCUGCGGUAAUCGACCUGCUAGGUUUUAAUCGUUCUCCGCCUCUGUCAAUGUUGCUUAUACAAUUGGACUUGGUUAUUAACGCUUUACAACAAGUUGGGAGCAACAGGGAAUCUUUAAUGAAAAUCAUUGACACGUUGUACAAAGAACUGCAGCGUAGAUACAACGGCAGUGAACCAGACAUUGUUGUAGCUAGUCUGACGGACAAGGCGUGGGUUGUUGUUCAAAGUGCUGGAUUGGGACGUGACAAAGACCGCGGGAGGACACUCAACUGUUAUGCAAUGAAGACUAGCCAGUUGGCUUUCGAUUGGGGAAAAAGUGCACCGCCUUAUCUCUCUAACAUUCCUAGUGAACUCUUGCACAUAAGGACUUUGCUGGAAGCUACUGGAGUAGAAAGGGUAUUUGGAUCUCAAACUAUUAUUGGAGCAUUGAAACAAAUUUUUGAAGAAAUGGGAGGCGAGCAACUACCACAUUGGCUACUUAAGUAUGUUGAACAACUGAUUCUUCCUGAGUUCAAUAGUUUGCCACCGAGUGAGUUGAAGACUUUUCGAGGUGUCCUUGAGGUUCCUCUUCUGUCUGAAGAUGAGCGUUUGAUGGAAGCCUCCAAGUUGGCAUACAAUGAUGCACCGUGGAUGGAUCGUUCGCUCACAGACAAACAUGUUUAUGUACAUCGGUGUGUGCCUCGAGAGAUAGCAAAUGAUCUUGGAGUGAAACUGGUGAGAGACAAAGUACUUGACAGCUACGCUCGUGAUAUACCUGGCAGGGAAUUUGGUCAGCACGAGCCUCUUACGCAACGUCUUCAGAACAUAUUAAAAGAGUAUCCAGCCGACGAAGGGAUUCUGAAAGAAUUAGUGCAAAACGCUGACGAUGCCAAGGCGACGGAAAUACAUAUUAUCUUAGAUCAACGCCAGUACAAGAAGGAACGGAUAUUUACGGAUGAGUGGAAGUCAUUACAAGGCCCUGCCAUUUGUGUGUACAACAACCGACCAUUCACUGAUAAAGACAUCGAAGGAAUUCAGAAUCUUGGAAGAGGUAGUAAAAGUGAUGAUCCAUCACUGACUGGACAAUAUGGUAUAGGUUUCAAUGCUGUCUAUCAUUUGACUGAUUGUCCAUCUUUUCUUUCUGACAACAAGACGCUUUGUGUGUUGGAUCCUCAAUGUCGUUAUGUACGUGGAGCUACUAAAGAGAGACCGGGAAGGUUGUAUGAUACGGACGAAAAAUUUUGGAAUCAGUUUUGUGAUAUCUGGGAUUGCUACAAGUCCAUCGAUGGAAUAACAUUGGAAGGUGGAACUUUGUUUAGGCUUCCGUUACGGACGGUAGAAAUGGCAAAGGAAUCUGAUGUAAGCGAAAAAGUGUUUGACAAUGAACACAUACAGACGCUAAUGAACACGUUCAAGGAAAGCGCACCGAGCAUGUUACUGUUUCUCAACAAUGUUCGUUGUAUCAAGUUGACUUUCAUCUCUGAGACUUCGAAAGUCACUAGUUCAUAUGAAGUGAAAGCCCAUCUUUCUACUGAAGCUACAGAAGAACGUCGGAGAAUGUCAGAGGCAGUUGCAGAGAGCAAAGGCAAACGGACAGGCGAUAUUGAAUACAGUGCUGCAUUUUAUGAACUCGAGAUACAAGUAUCCGAAGAAUUGUCGAAGUUUGAUCGUAAACGAGAUACCGAAAUUGAAGGCCAAUGGCUAGUUCAUCAUUCUAUCGGAGUACCGCAUUUGGACGAAUCAGGAUUUAGCGCAGAGGGAUGUGACAUGGCAUUGCUGCCUCGCGUAGGAAUAGCUGCUCUCAUAAGACGGACUCUUAAGACUGAACGUGCGAAUGUGUUCUGCUUUUUGCCUCUUCCGUUGCAGUGGAAUCUUCCUGUUCAGGUAAACGGUCAUUUUGCUUUGAAUUCCACAAGACGUGGAUUGUGGCGUGAUUCUAAAUCGUCGCGUCCGGCUAAGUCGAACGAGCAAGAAUGGAACGAAGAUCUUAUCAAGUUUGUGUUGGCGCCAGCCUAUGCUAAAUUCUUAGUAAAAGCUCGGGAGUAUGUGACUGUGAAUGAAGAUGAUGACACCGCUAGACAAUCUUUCGGUAAAAGGUUGUACUGGUUUUAUGAUUUGCUACCCAAAUAUACAUUUUCUCAUACUGAAUUAUAUCCGCCAAUGUUAGUGAAAGAAUUGUACGUUUAUUUCGUCAAACACAAUUGUCCUUUAUUGGCUUAUACGGGACAGCCUGCUGUUUCUGUUCAUCAAUAUAUGAAGAGGCUGAAUGAGACGGAGCAGUCGCAAAUAAAAGCUAUUUUGGUAGAAACCGAUGAUUUUGAAGCCGCGCCACUCGAGUGGCGUGAAAUUGGCAAUGAAACUGAAGCCGGUAUUUUGACAGGGUAUUUUUCUUCUUUUCCUAGUAAGUAUGAAAUAUAUGCCCUUGAAGUAGUUUUAUUGCGUCUUGGAUUUCCAAUUGUGCUGUCACCGCGUAUGCUGUAUACCAACAUUUUGAAAGCAAACGAAAAAGAGAAGGAAAAGUCAACCGAAAAGGCAAAAGUUGAAAUGAUAAACCGUGAAGCUGUUUACUUGUUUUUGAAGAAUUAUCAGGCUUCCAGUUCUUGCUGUCGGCUUCGACUUGAAAGCUUUGAAAACACGGUUUUGAGGAGCUGCGAAGCCGCAAAUUUGAUUUUGCGAUAUUUGGUAGAACAUAGAACCAAGUCUGGUACAAAUAGUGAGAGUGAAACAGAAUCGGAUACAAGUUACUUGAAUGGUCUUCCUCUUCUUAUCACGGCUGAUGGGAAACUGCGAGAGUUUUCCACAUCUUCGACUGCAUUUGUGUCUUUAUACAGCGACUUGUUGCCCAAGGAGCUGCACCUGUUUGUGCACAGUCAACUUGUGAGAACUUUACAACAUUCCAAAGAUUCUGUGUUGAAGGAACUGAGCGCAAGUGACUUGGCUCGUUAUUUACCUGAUCAAGGCGUGUUUCCAAGUAAUUGGCUGAACGCUAGCCGAUAUUAUGACGACUGGAAUCCUGAUGUCGGUCCCUCCAAACAGUGGAUUGACAGGUUAUGGUCAUACCUACGAACGGUGGACUGUGAUGAAGCCUUAAAAACGUUAGCGAAUUUUCCUAUCAUCACAGUGGGCAAGAAAACGCUAGUGCCCCCAUCACUGUCACAGACCGUUCUUCUGCCGAAAUCUUCUGAAUUGUUUGCUCGUUUGCGUCAAGUUUUAAUGCGAUUAGGAGCCGUCGAAGUAGACGGGGUUGUCGUAAAAGCUCUUUCUCUUUCCGAAUUAAGAUAUUCCCCUACUGUAUCUGCUACGAGUUCAUCGUCGUCACAAACUUACUUAAACCGAUUUGCUAGCAUAGACAAUCCUUCGUCAAUCUUGAAAGUUCUGCAGUAUCUUUACAAGGACCGGGACGCGCCCAAACCUUCCCUUGAUGAGGCCAAAAUUAUUUUAGAGUAUUUUCAGAGCAAUUUGAGUAGUUUGGACGCGUCAGGGCGACUGUACACAGAUGAAUUAAAGGCAUUACCUUUGUUUGAGACAGUGGAAGGGAUUUUUACAGAAAUUUUACCGCUUCAAAGUGCCUACACUUUACCUAAGGAACUGCCCGAUUGUGGAUCUAAGGUAUGGAUGAAUAGAGCGAAGUGCAUAUUUCUUAAGGAGCAGCAAGCUUAUGCUAGAAUCUACAAAAAAUUGGGAUUGAGUAAAAAGACAGGUAUCGAAGUGUACAUGGAUUACAUUCUACCAUGCUUUUCUAACAUGUCUCAAGACGAUCGUAUCGCACAUCUUGUAUUCAUAAUGACACAAUAUGAAGAUUGUGAGAGGUUGAUAGAGAAAGUGACAGUCACCCCUUGUUUUGACAAAAAUGGUAAGCCUGUCACAACUGACGAGUUUUACGAUCCAACCGUACCACUGUUUUCUAAGAUGUUAUCUUCAGAUGAAAUUCCUCCUAUGCCUACAGCGCCUCUUCUAGCGGAACGUCAACAACCCAAAUGGCUGCCUUUUCUCAGACGUCUAGGUUUGAAGACGGUGUGUCCGACAUCAAAAUUUCUGGAAUUGGCGAAGAGAUUAGAGGUAGAAACGCUAAACUGGACACUGUCAGGACGAGAACCUGACAACUACGAGGACUGGAAGAAAAGGUCAAAGUUGAUGGAAGAUCAUCUUACUGUGAAAAUGAGAAAUGCUUGGUCCGACAAACAAUUCAUGGCAAGGAUGUCCACAAUCAGCUUUCUGCCGUCAAAACAGGUUAGACGGAAAUUAGAAAAUCUUGCUACUCCUUUCUAUAAACGAAAUAGAACAAGCAAUUACGCAACCAACUUUAGUAAUGGGGUGUUGUACUCUGAAGACAACGAGAGGCUUUGCUGGACAUCUAUAGCUUUAAUUGAUGUGGAAAAUGCAACAGUUCGAGGAGUCCGGUCGAAUUUUAUAUCGUCAGCCGGGAUUAGUGUGCAUCCGAAACUUGAUGACGUUCUGACUCACUUUAGUCUUCUUGUUGAGCAAGCGCAGACUGUCGUUUCUCCUUCAUUUGAAAUUGCAGGUGACGUCGUCGAACUGCUGUUAACUGUUUUGUCGACACUUUUCAGUUAUUUUACAAAACUUGUUUCUAGCAAGCCGUUGGACGAACUGCCACCGUUUGCUGAUUUACGGAAUGUGAAGUCUCUAUCAUCCGAUCUGUCUUCAGACGGAUAUCGAAUUGUCGAAUUUCUCUCAUCUUAUCCAUCUAUUUUCAUUCCCGAUAAGCAGAUGUUUGUUAAACCUCAACAAGUUGUGUUUUCUCUCGAGCACAAAUUUUAUCCUUAUCUUUUCCAACUUCCACGAGAUUUAGCGUCUUACCAUUUGCUGCUGAGACGCAUUGGAGUGGACGAGAAACCAAAAGCGUUUCAUUGUGCUCGCAUUUUAGAAUCCAUCAGAACGCGAUACGGAGACGACAAAGUCGUAUCUCCAGGAGACUGGAAUGUUUCUCUUGAUGCCGUUGCUUUGCUCUUUCAAAUAUUGAGGGCUAGGACGAAACAACUGGUAGAGAAGUUUCCUACACAGAACACUUCCUCGUCAGUUAAUGAGAUGGAGACCUCCCUCACACCACUAUACUUGCUCAGUCGAGACGAGACACUUGUUGUCGCAAAGGACCUUGUGUAUUUGGAUCGGGUUCAUUUAGAAAAUCAGUUAGGUCAUUUUAGUAAGUACAAGUUUUUGAUCGAUUUGAUGAAAUGCGGUCUUUCGUCGCUUGAAGAAGAGACGAUAGAUCUCUUGCCGUCUCGUCUACGACCGCAAAAGUUUUCACAUUUGACAGAGGAAGUUUUAGAUCCUGAUUGCCUUUGUCUCGUUGUUGAAGAUGAUGAACGAGAGCGGGAACGAUUGGCUACGAUAUAUCAACGUCGACUGUCUUCUCCGAUUUUUUUGCAAGGGAUUCGUAGCAUUUUUAUUCAUCAAGCUAGGAGUCCGCGUCUACCAGUCGAGCUAGAAACCCGCCUGUCUCUGUUGCAAAGCUGUUUGCGUGUUCGCUGUCUUCCUGAAAUUCGGAUUUGUCUCAAACCACAAGAUGGGAGAGAUCUGAUCAAAUUGGAAGGCGUACAAAAGUUUUGUUUUCAUGAACAAACGCCAUCAGAAGUAACACUUUAUAUUGAAUCAAAUAGUACAACGGCGGAUUCUGACAUGCGGCUUCAUGGCUUUAUAGCAGAAGAACUGCAGACGUUCUUGGGUACUCAAUUGUCUUCGGAAUUUCCUUUGAUAAGGAUUGUUUACUGCAAACAUUCGGCUUCGAUACCAGAAGUUUUGAAGAGUCACAAUAUUCCAUUCGUGAAUGAUGGUGACCUUGUUCUAGACGAUAACAGUGAGAUUUACUACCCUGGCAUGCAACUUCUUCCUAGUCAUUUGGCACAUCUUCACAAAUCAGAUCUCGUUCACAGAUUCAACAUUGACGAGUGGGUAGCGUACGAGGUCGAAGAGGACCGUUUUAUCUACGCCAUCGUUAUCCAUCGAGAAUACGACCCUCAUGCGGCCGAAUCAGAGUUGAUGACACGUUACGGAAUUAAUAUAGGAGAAGAAGAACCGAAGAUAGUCAGCGUACUGUCGUUGUACGCUUUUACAGAUAAAGAUGAAUUUCAUCAUCAACUAGAACGCAGCUUGGUAUUGGCCGAUUCGUCUUCCUCUGUCGAUGCAAACUCCGACAUCGAUUCUUCCGCUACCCUGGAGAAUAAGAAGGAUGCAGUUCAAAAACAACUGAAUGAGAUAUGGAAACUCUCUAUUGAAGACAGGAAAAAAGCAAUCAGACGAUUGUAUCUAAAGUGGCAUCCUGAUAAAACAGAUGAUCCUGAUGCCGCGGAAGUGUUCAAGUUCAUGAAAAUCGAAAUUGCCCGUUUGGAGAGAGGAGACCCUCAAUACGGCGGAGUUAGUUCGUACAGCGGUUGUUAUUCGAAUUGGGACUCAUUCGCCAGAAGUUAUGGUAGAAGCUACCGAGCUUCUUCUUACACUUACCGUAGACCACCUUGUUACAGCUAUCUCCAUUUAGUUCGUGACCAACGUUUAGGCCUUCUGUUCGUGCGACAAGCUGAGGCUGAUUUUAAAGUAGCAGAAGCAUUGUUUGGCACGGAUAACAGCGAUGAUCAACGAUUCGCCACUGUGUGCUUUCUUUGCCAUGAAGCAGUGGAGAAAGCUUUGAAAGGUUUGUUGUAUAUGAAACGCGGCAUUCCGGACGAAGACCGACAUAAACACUAUUUCCGCUUCUUUCUCGGAGCAGCAGAUUUACCAGGAUGUCCUUCCACUCUUAAAGGGUUUGUUUAUAUGGUCAGUGACGAUCACUACUUGGACACUCGAUACCCAAACAAACACUACGUUGUUCCUGCCGACCAGUUCUCUAGGGACACAGCAAAUCGCAGUCUGACGGGAGCCAGAGGUGUCAUUAAAGACACUCUAAAGUUUGCUGAAGACAAUAGUUGAAUACGACUGCUCGACGAAGUCGGUACUGUCUGUAUCUGAUUCAUCAGAUCGUAUAAUAUUUUGUGUUGAUUAGCAGAUUACGCUUUCGAGUUUGUGAAUGGAUCGAUGCUUUAUUUUGCACGCGCUCUAGUCUACUAUAGCAGUAUGAGUACUUGGCCUAAACGUCUGUGUAGUAAAUACGUAUGUAUAUAUGCAUACCAUUUACCGUCAAAAUAGGCUGUGUGACGUACCAUUGUGAUUGUGUGCUGAUAUUGCUGAGCAAAGUCGUUUUGCAUAGAUAUUGUGCAGCUUUACUUUCCGUCAACAAUAGUACUGAACCCAACCUUACUUUUAAAAAUUUAAUAGAGUAAGUUCAGUAACGUCGUUUAUCAUUCUGCGUAUCUUUGUAAUGCUUG
Molecule: messenger RNA, 13838 nt
Organism: Corticium candelabrum
Lineage: Eukaryota; Metazoa; Porifera; Homoscleromorpha; Homosclerophorida; Plakinidae
Product: sacsin-like
Exons: 4
Coding region: 115-13443 (4442 amino acids)
Molecular function (GO): Hsp70 protein binding
Source: RefSeq, a predicted model, not a curated record